Molecule: messenger RNA, 3367 nt
Organism: Aphanomyces invadans
Lineage: Eukaryota; Oomycota; Saprolegniomycetes; Saprolegniales; Verrucalvaceae
Exons: 13
Coding region: 28-3009 (993 amino acids)
Source: RefSeq, a predicted model, not a curated record
CGCGGCACAACGAGACGGCAAGGCAGGAUGCCGGGUGACGUGGUCGACGAGCAAAAGCCAUGGCGGAAGACAUUCCAGCCGUGCUCCGUGGAAACAUCCAGGGGAGAUGUGCUUUUGGUGGUGCAGUCCUUCAUUGCAGCCUUUAACGACGGCUCGAAACAGAUAGCCAAGAACAACGCCCUGUCCGAGAUGAAAUCGCGAUGUCAAUCCUUGCAAUUUCUCGCGCAUCUCCACACGUUACCCGCAUCCGUCUUCUCGCCCGUGCUCGACAUAGUGUCAACGUUGUGCGUGGACACAAACGACAACGACAGUCUUCGAAACGACCUGGUCGCUCUCCUCUUCGACAUCGCGGGUGGGGCAGUGCUUGUCGGCUACCCUACGCCGCCGUUCGCCAAGGUGCUCGCGACACUUGUCCGCACGGUUGUAGAUGCAAUCAUCGAACUCACCAAUGCAGAUCUUGAAGCGUCGUUCAUCUUGCACCUGCAGACACUGGCGACGUGUCUGCGCGGAAAUGUCGGGGUGAAGCUGUUCGUGUCCGAGCUCCCCACACGGAAAGAACUCGUGCGGACAUUGGCGCUGUUGCUCAAUCGAACCGACGACGCCAGCAUAUUGAUCUACGCCAUGUCUGUGCUCGCUUGUCUGGUUUUGCACGAACCGAUGGGACGAAAGCUUUUCCAGCCCAAGAACGUAUCGCACGCGCUCGCGUUGGUGGUGUCAAUCCUCGACAGCGACACCGCAUCUUCCUCGUCCAUGAUGCUGCGCUUCGAUUCCACGUCGUCAUCCAGCGCUCUUGACACCGUACGUCUCCAACUCGCCAGUGUCAACUUGGUUCUCGACUGGGCGACCCAGCCAUGGAUCCUCGACCUACUGGAAACGUCCGGUGAAAUCGUCCACCUCGUUGAGGUCAUGCUGCCUCGCCUCCACCUGCACGAGACAGUGCAGCGCCUCCACGUCGCGCUCCACUUUCUCCAUGGCGUAGCCGCUACGAGCCAUCGCCUGCGGAAAACAAUCGGGUCCAAGUGCCCGCCGCUGGCCAAGGUCAUGGCGGUGGUGCUUCAUCCAGUUGCAAUCGUUGCAAUCGCUGCGACGAAGUUUUUUGUCGCGUUGCUCACGGACGACAAGCCCCUCGUCGAAACGUUGCUCGAUGACGCGAGCAUCGCUGACCCGGCUUCAACACCGCCACCGUCGGCGGCCAUGUCGUUCGCCAACCCGACGACGCCUGCGUCCGCGCAGUCGUCAACUCCGGACAAGUUGCUCCCGUUGCUGCAGCCGUUGCUCAUUGGUCUCUUCCGAACCCUUCAUGCCACAAUCACCCAACUUGUCCGACAUGACGUCGUCCCAGCCGUAUCCAGCGAUGUCGACCAUCGUCCUUCCAACGACUUGAACAACCCGAUCAGUGCGACCGAUGCAUACCAGCAUGCCGUGUGGAUCUGCCUUCUACUCGUCCAGCUCGGGGCGGACGCGCGCAUCGUCACGUUGAGUGUACCCCUCAUCAACUUUAGUCAGCUGGUCGGGCUGGCCCAGCGAGAGGCCACGCUGUACGAGUCCUUACCCCCUGAAGCUGCCCUUGAAUUCACUCCCCGCUUCUCCUUGGCCUUUAUGGCGCUCGUGGGUGCAUUGGUGAUUCACAACGACAUGGACGACGACGUGCUGCGAGAAUGCCAUGCAACGCUUCAACAUCCGGCGGUUGCGUUUGUCGCGGCUCGAGGGCUGUGCCAAGUCGACGAGAAGCAGUGGACAUUGCGUGUUUUGGCUUUUCUCCGUCGGGUCUUUGCGCUGUCGAUUCAUUCGACGAAGUCCCCGCAGCUCCUCCCGCUUGCCGACGCUCUCUACGCGGCACAUCAGAAACACCACGAUGCGAUCGUGUCUUGGACCGAUCGUGUCACACGGCGCGACGCGGCGCUUCAACUCGCGUCGAAACAAGUCGACCGAGUCACGGCUGAACUAGACUUGGUGCGUGCCAACGCGGCCGACGAGCGAAUGUUGGCCAGGACCGAGCACGCGCGGCUCCAAAAGGAACUGGACGCGCAACGGACCGCGCACGAACAUGUUCUCGAGAGCCUGACCGCCAACAUGGAGACUCAGCUGGGAAAAGUCAAAGCACACUGCGAUGGGCUGCUUCGACAGCUGCAAGACAAGACCGACGCGCUGGAAAAGAAGAGAGCGCAGUUGCAGGACAGCCGCAUGCAACGCGGGCAACUCGACCAAGACAACCAAGCGUUGCAGCGAAAGCUGCUCAUGUUGGAGAUGCGACUGGAUGAAGUGGGUGAAGCGAAUGCCGCCGCGGCCGCCGACGUCGAGCGCAUGUCAACCAAAGCGAGGCAAGCACAAACCGAGCUCGAGUCGAUGUCGGAGGCAUACGCUGCCCAGAGCGGAGACCUCCUCGCCGCCCGCGAGUCCAACACGCAUUUGAAACGGACGGUCGAGUUGCACGAAGAAAAGCACGAGAGCUUGUAUCGCCAGUUGGUUCUCUUAGCAAAAGCCCACCACCAACAAACGGACGACUUGCGACGCACGACCGAGGAACGAGAAGUCGCCGUUCGCGAGCUCCAAGAAGCCCAUGCCAAGCUCGACGACUUGCACCAGCACGUCGAGGACCAAGAAAUUCGGAUUCAGUCGCACAAAGAGCACAUGGCAGAGCUUGAACGCACAAUUGUGCGCUACGAGCAGUCGGUGGCUGAAGAACAAGCACGGUCGAGCUCCCUACGCCACGACUUGGACAUGUUGCGCCAUCAGCACGUCAAAAUGCAGAACGAAGCGGCGGCGAUCGUCAUGCAGAAUGCAGAGCUUCAACGACAGGUCGACACGACGACAGCAGCACUCGCCCAGCGAGAUGGAGACGUCCAACGGCUCAAAGCUGAGCUGAACAAAUAUGCCAAGAUCCAAGCAAUGAUCCAUCAGUUGAGCGAUGGUGCCGCCGUCACGGCACUGUCGCAACGGUCCACUCCUGACAGCGCGUCACCAGGGUCGCACCAUGCAUUUGUCCCGGAAACCCAGUUCAGUCAGUGAUUCCAUCCGCCCCACCCAUCGUAUUUAUGAUCUCACCCUUGUAACCUACUUCUACACCAAACCUAAUGUCGACUCUGCUAUCGCGCCGGAGCGGUGGGAACAUCCACGACGAGUCGCGUGCGCCUCAACGCGACACUUAACAGCAAUAGCACUUGCGCGUCGACUGGGGCGUUAACGAAGUCCAGAGGAUGGUCCGUGCGGCGAAGAACCAUUGUAUUGUAGCCCUUUCGCGGUAUUUCCUGGGGGCUGUGCCGGUACAAGUCUUCCGUGGCGCGGUAAAUGCCAUGCGGUGUCAACUUGAGCCGCCAUGGAGUGCGCAAUUCAAAUUUGAAAAUACAAUUGAUUGCCUUUGAUUGGA